Neoarthrinium moseri is the source of this 366-nucleotide messenger RNA. RefSeq lists its product as uncharacterized. The record is from RefSeq and is a predicted model, not a curated record. Bases 1 to 366 code for a protein of 121 amino acids. NCBI's taxonomy places the organism in Eukaryota, Fungi, Ascomycota, Sordariomycetes, Amphisphaeriales, Apiosporaceae. The transcript is spliced from 4 exons.
AUGUUCGGAUUCGGUGAGGCCAAGGAGAGCCGUGACCAGAUCUACGAUGGUCAACCCCACGAAUCACACCUCAGCCACGAGCUCGUUGCCGGGGGUGCCGCAUUCGAGGCCAUGAAGCUUUUUGAAGAUCGCCAACGCAACAACGGCGAACCCGUAAAGCACCAAUUCGCCAAGGAGAUGUUGGCUGGCAUUGCUGGUGCCGAGGUCGACAAGCUGUUCGAGACCAAGGGUCUUGACACCUUGGACCGAGAACGGGCAAAGCACGAGGCCAAGAAGCAGGCCGAGCACCUCUACGAGCAGCAGUACGGUCAAUAUGACCAAUACGACCCCAACUCGCAGUCUCGCCAUGAGUCCAUGGACUAUUAG